This is a messenger RNA of Ostrea edulis (European flat oyster), 5844 nucleotides long. RefSeq names its product sarcolemmal membrane-associated protein-like. The coding region runs from base 449 to 3376 and encodes 975 amino acids. The transcript has 28 exons. Gene Ontology annotation, molecular function: protein binding. The record is from RefSeq and is a predicted model, not a curated record. NCBI's taxonomy places the organism in Eukaryota, Metazoa, Mollusca, Bivalvia, Ostreida, Ostreidae.
CUAGGUCUGGAUGUUUAUGCCUGUGGGAAAUAUUCCUGUUAGGUGACAUUGGAUUGAAUUGCUAGCUGUCUUUAUAACUUCAACCACUCUAGUUUCAAUUGAAAUAUUUCUCUUUUUAUGUGGGUUUAUUAUCACAGCUCCACCACCUUCCUUCAUUCAUAAACAUGUUAUCACAGCUCCACCACCUUCCUUCAUUCAGAAACAUUUUAUCUUCUAGACGCCACUGACAGUUUACAAAAUGAUACAAAAUGAUUCAGAUCUGCCCUCAGCAGACAGAAAAUCUUGGCAACCUGUUGUACAGCCUGCUGGGAAUGGAGAUUUCCUUAAUUUUACAGGAACCUUAUGUUUAUAUGUUUACAAUGAUGUGAGUGAACUCAGCCUCACAGGUAGUGUUUAUUUGUGUAUAGUGAAUGGACAUCUUGUGUGUUGACAUUUUUCAUAGGAAGACAUGCCUGAUAUCACUCAUCAGGAAAAGUUUUACCUGAAGGACACAAAGAGCAGCAAUGGGACCUUCAUCAACAACCAGCGACUCAGUCGAGGGGGGGAGGAGAGCGCCCCCCGGGAAAUCUUCUCUGGGGACCACAUACAGUUUGGUGUGGAUGUCAUGGACAACAACAAACGGGGAGAAAAAAUCACACAUAACUGUAUCAUAGCAACUGUCACACUCUUCCAUCCAGAUGGACGAGAAGCCAGAAAUAUAUACUCCGAAUCAGGGCCGUUUUCUAACACUGUGACACCGGGCGUCACAAUUCAAUCUCAGGAACUUUAUCAAUUGGCUCAGUAUCUACAGGAGGCACUACACAGAGAGAAGAUGCUGGAACAGAAACUAAGUACACUCCAGCAACUUGUAGAUAAUACCCAGGAGGCAUCAGAGAAUGGCUGGCAAGCAUUAAUAGACGAGGACCGCCUACUGUCACGACUAGAGGUCCUGGAGAAUCAGCUACAUAUCUACUCAAAGAACCAUGCAGAUGACACACUGCGUCAGGAAGUUGUUACGUUACAAGAAGAAAAGAACACAUACGAAACUACUGCCAAAGAAUCUCUUAAGAGGGUAUUGGAAGAAAAGCUUGAGGCUGUCCGAAAACUUUCAGACCUUGAGCGAUCACUACAUAACACGGAAGAUGAGUGCACCCACCUGAAGGACAUGUGUGAGAAAGCUCAGGAGGAACUCCAGGCUUUGGCUGAAAAGUACCAGGACCAACAGAAGGAAGUCCUAGAUAUACAGGAAAAAUUACAGGAGGCAGAGAGACUGCAUCUAGAGGAGAUGGAGAAAAUCAAACAAGAAAAAGAGGACCUCAACGAAAAACUCCAGGACAUGAUUCGACAGGAGACCAUUCUCACGGCAAAGAUGGAGUCCCUCCAGGCCGACAACGAUAUCGCAUUGGAACAGCUGGCAGCCAUGAAAGAUAGAUUAGAGGCAAUAAAAGAACCAAAGGAAAAUGUGAUAGAUGAAAAGGAAAAUGGAGAAGGGCUGACAAAUGGGGAGAGAAAGACAGAUGAAGAAAACGAGUCAGAAGAUAGAAAGAUCAUUGUAGGGGAUGACAUUAAAAUCAUAAUGAAGGAUGAUGAAAAUGACAAUAAACUGGAGGAUAUUCACAAAUCUGACAGCCUGAACCACAUAGAAAACCACGUCGAUGAAGUUGAUUCCAUGAAAAUUAACUCCUCUGAGAAGGGCAGUCUAGAAGACAUUCAGGGAAAAUUAAAAGAGGCACAGAAACAGAUAGAAAAAUACAAAGAAAUGAUCAGGGAAUCUGAUGAAAAAAUGAAUGAUAGCACAGAGAAGCUAGAAGCCAUUCAGAAAGAACUAGAGAGAGCGGAGAUGUAUGCCAAGCAAUACAUAACAAAGAUAUCCUCUCUAGAAGAAAAGCUUAAGCUGUCGGACUUGCACAUGAAUCUCAUGAUGGAAAAUACCAUGGCAGAUCUGAAGCAGCAGCUCAAAGUUUCCCAACACCAGAAUGACAACAGCUCAGGACUUAUAACAGAACUACAGGAUAAAGUUCGAGUCCUGGAGAGUGAAAUCGUAGGUGCCCGGCUACCAUCGGAGAGGAUGGAGGCCACGCUAGUAGCGACUUGUGCUUCCAAACCGUCCACGGCUGUCUCACAGAUGGAUGAGUCCAAUGAUUCAGGACUGGAGGACGACGACAAUCUGAAAGAACUGUUGAAAGAGGCCAGGAUCUUACAAACCAAGGCUGAAACAGAGCUGAAAAAGUGUCGAGACGAGUUAAAUGUGAGUAAAACUGAAGUCCAGAGGAAAGACGAGGAGACCAGUAGCUUGAAGGACCAACUGUCUGAUGCCCAGAAACUGACCGAUGACCAGUCCAAAAUGGUCGUCAACCUUCAGGAACAACUGAGAAAGGCUGAAACUCAAACCAAAGAAGUGAAGCAACAAAUACUGGAUCUGAGAGACCAGCUAAUGGAUGAACAGAAACUAGCAAAAAAUAGCCAGGAAGAUUUGUUAGCAGUUACAAGUGAACUUGACCUAGAAAAAGUGAAAAAUAAAGAAACCAAAAAGGAACUAGAUGAGACCAAAUCGAAACACUUGGAGAGCCAACAAGCCGCGAAGCAAAGCCACAACGAGGCAGAACAGUUAAAGAACAAAGUUCGCCAGCUUCAAGAGCGACUGGAUUCAGAGAGACGAACAUCUUCUCACCAUGGCUCGAGAAGCCUUCACCUAGACACACACGGUCGUGACACGCAUAGCCGUGAGUUUUCUCACGGAAGCUCUUCACUCAGGGAUUCGCAUCAUGGCUCACAUAGGGAACUCCACAAAACUAACAGCGGAGGGCAUGCACCCUCCAGUCCGUCUGGGAAACAGCGAGGUAAUAUAAUGGGUGAAUUUACAGCACUCAAAGAAGAAUGCUCAAGUCUUCGAAAAAGAAUCCAGGCCAUUGAAGCAGAGAUGAAGAUGUCGCGCAAAGAGAAUCUGCAACUGUCGGCCGAAUACAACAAACUGCAGGAGUCGUAUCGACAGCUCGAGGUCAUGAAGGACCAGUUAGAAACGCAGGCCUUAGCCUGGCAGUCCAACCUCACCGACUCGCAGAAGGAGAACGAACAGACACGGCAGCAGGUGGGGGAGGACACCCAGCAACACAGAGGUUUGGUAAUGGCAGGGUCAAAUGUCGCAGGGUCACCGGGUCCACAGUUAGAAGAAACCACCACUGAGGUCACGAGUUUGAGGUCGAAGUGUCAGGAAUAUAAGGACAAGGCCAGUGAGUUGGAGGUAGAGAUGAGUCUCGUCCACGAGCAGUACAAGCACCUGUCAGACCGGACCAAAGUGUUGUCAUUCGCCUCCAGUAUCCCCCUUUUGAUGUUACUGUUCGCCAUUUUGAUGGCCCUGUAUCCCACCCUGGCUCAGAUCACCGCGACAACAGUAUGACAUCAUGGGGGGAGAUAACUGCUGAUUCACCCACCUCCUCCUCAUCUGGGUGUCUGAUGCUAUCUGUGAUGUGUGUUAGAGCCGGAUUGAAAAUGACACAGAAACACAUGUGUAUAAAUGGUGUAUGGAUGUGUUUUGUUUCGUUUGUUGAAAUCUUUGAUGAGUUUAUUGCAUUUAUUGUAUUUCAAGCAUGCAGUAUGUUAUUUUGAAGAUUGUGUUGUAGUUCGUGUAAAGAUAUUUGUAUGUAGGGUGAAAUCUGUGUUUUGGUCCUUCAUGUACAUUUAUGUAUCUAAAAUGUAACAUGUACCCUUUAAAUUUUCUGUGAUAAAGUGAGUGCUAAUUAUAACCUCUGUUGUACAGUCAGUAGCACCGUGCAAUACACAGGUUUCCUUCCAGUAGAAAGUCAGGAAUUUUUUCUGUAAAUUGAAUUUUUUAUUGAAUUAAGAUACGAAGAUAUAUAAUAUGCAAGCAAGCUAUUGUUGUUUUUGCAGAUGAAAUUUUAGUUUGUAAUGUUAGGCGUUUAAGUCAUAUACACAGUGUUCAUUGUACAGAAAAACUGGAAUAUUUACUCUGAAGACAGUUGAACAUUAUAUCAGGAAUUUGAUAAAACCAGGAAAUUUUAUUACAGAACGAGGAAUGGUUUCACAGAAACAUGUAUGAUGGAGGCUACUACAAUCAGUUGAUAUCUUUAACACACUGUCGGAGAUUUGAGAGUGAUUGUUUAUGUGUAUUAAAACAAAAUAAUCAAGCUACAUUCUAGCUUGUGAACAAAUUAUUUAUUCUACAGAAGACUGUUUGUCUCAGCUUUGCUCUCUCUUUAUAAAGGCUAGAUUAGCAUUAUGUCACGUAAAUAAUUGUCUAGAACUAAACGCGUGAACUUACUGCAGGUUUUUGAAGUUAUACACUCCUUAUUAGAAAAGAACACAGCAUAAGGAACAUUCAGUCCAGCAAAACUGUCAUAUACACUCGGAGUUUGUAAAAAGAUUGGAUUUAACUUCUUUUGUUGUUUGAAUUCCCCCCCCCCCCCCCCCCCCCCCCCAUUUAAGUGUUCUGCAGUUUGUGAAAUUUGAGUGUAAAUUUUAUAAAUUUGUGCAUGAUUACAAUCUAAUUUGCAGAAUUUGAACAGUAUCUGUACCUCAGACCUAUACACGUUUUGCCAUUCCUCAGAGUACUAGUUUACGAAGGCACACUCCAUAAAGUAAGUCUUCCGGUGACUAGACAGACUUCUACCACCCCCUCUUUUUCUUUUGGUCCCCAUGUGUCACCUUCCACGAGAAGGGACUUCUAAGGGGAAUAGUUGUCCUACCUUUGUCUCUCUGGUGUUUUCUGUUUGAUCUGCUUUUCAUUGGAUAUUGUUUUCGUUUUCAUCAGAAUAAAAGCUUUCAUGUCAUCCAAACAAAGAAACACCAAGAGGAUUCCGAGGAGCUGAACUUCGAGCAGCACAACCCUGUUCUGUACUCCUCUUCCCCUUUCAUUCUUUGUGUGUGCUCGUAGAGAGAGAGUGUGUAAAUAUAUACAUAGGUACACAGCAGAUAAUAUAUUAUUAUUAAAACCAGUGUAUAUAGAUAGAGUUUCCAAAAUGUCCACAGUUCCAAGGCUUUAAACCAAUCAGCAGGGCUUUCUCAUCAAACAACACGGCUGCAGAUUCAUUUUAAUGUACAAUAGAGACGUUGGUCCAUUUCAUAGUACAACUCGGUCAUUCGUUAAUAUCAAUUUCAGUGUACAAGACAGCUACAGUACAUAUAUUUGUCCAGUUUAAUGGGCAACACAGCCAUUGGUCCAUUGUAAUGUACAGCACAGCCAUUGGUCCAUUUUUAUGUACAGCCAUUGGUACUAUUAUAAUGUUACCACAUAAGAUAUUUAGCCAUGUGUAUGUUGUAACAUCUCGCAGUGCCAGAUGGGUGGUGUAAACAUGCUGAUUAAUGUAAGAAGCAUCUAUACAAUACACCAAAAACAUUUAGUAUUGAUAUUUCUCCAUUUAGACAUUUAUAACAUAGUGACAUCUAUGAUUUACAAUGUCAUUUAUUAGUGUGGCUAUUUAUUUUUUAUCAUUAUUUUUUUUUUUUUUUUUUUUUUGGUUUGUAUUUCUUUUAACAUGUUUAAAGAAACAGGGUAUGCAAUAUGUAUUAAGAGAAUGAUUUUGUAAACAUGUAAUAAAGUGAGAUAUGCUGUAUUGCUAAUAUUCAGUAUAUACAUGUAUUGUGUAUAGUAAAAUAUAAUCUGAAUACACCUAUUAAGCAACUUCAUGAUUUAUAGAUUUAAUUAACUUUCUUUCAUCGUGGUAUGUUUAAUCAGAAAUGCACACAGCGUGUACAUUGAAACCGACAGCAUUGUAAGCCUGCUUUUUGUUUGGUAGCCUUGGACUGGGGCAGAGUUUUGAGACAUUUUUGUAUAAACACCUACUAUUUACUAACUUGAUUUGUUUUUAUUACUUCAAAUGUUGACAGUAAAGCUAUGCAGACAUGCAA